Messenger RNA from Larimichthys crocea (large yellow croaker), 1902 nucleotides. RefSeq names its product solute carrier family 16 member 7 (gene slc16a7). Gene Ontology annotation, biological process: transmembrane transport; monocarboxylic acid transport. NCBI's taxonomy places the organism in Eukaryota, Metazoa, Chordata, Actinopteri, Sciaenidae. The coding region runs from base 199 to 1647 and encodes 482 amino acids. The record is from RefSeq and is a predicted model, not a curated record. Gene Ontology annotation, cellular component: basolateral plasma membrane. The transcript is spliced from 5 exons. Gene Ontology annotation, molecular function: monocarboxylic acid transmembrane transporter activity.
UUGACAAACCGGCUCUUCAUAGACGUGAGCAGCUCGUCAGCAUGGAGCUGUGACCACGAGAAACACGUUUAUUCUCAUUUACUGGACACUUGUAUCUAAUACCAAACAACGGAGAGGUGGAAGGAGUGGUGCUCUUUCUCUGGAAAACAUCUUCGGGAGGACAUACACGUUUUUUGUACCCAGCCGGUGACUAGGAACAUGCCACCUGCAGCUGCAACCAAUCUAGGCUAUACCCCGCCAGAUGGAGGCUGGGGCUGGGCUAUCGUCGUUGGGGCUUUCAUCUCCAUAGGUUUCUCCUAUGCUUUUCCCAAGUCCCUCACCAUCUACUUUAAGGAUAUACAGGAAUAUUUUGCAGUUUCCUACAGUGAGAUUGCCUGGGUGUCCUCAGUCAUGCUCGCCUCUAUGUAUGCAGCAGGACCUGUGAGCAGCAUACUUGUCAACCGGUAUGGCAGCAGACCUGUGGUUAUGGUCGGUGGGGUCAUGGUUAGCACUGGCAUGGUGCUGGCUUCUUUUGGCACUGCCAUCAUACAUCUGUAUCUUUGUAUUGGGGUAAUUGGAGGUUUUGGCCUUGCCUUUAACCUGCAGCCCGCCCUGACGAUCAUAGGUACCUACUUCCAGGUCAAAAGGCCACUGGCGAACGGGCUCGCUAUGACAGGAAGUCCAGUUGUUCUGUUCACUCUGGCUCCUCUCAAUCAGUUUCUGUUGGAUUCUUUUGGCUGGAGAGGGAGCUUCCUCAUCCUGGGAGGCAUUGUUUUAAACUGCUGUGUCGCUGGUUCCUUGAUGAGACCGGUCAACAAAAAAGCCCUAAAAAAAACAGAGAAGACUGAACCACCAGAGUGUAAUGGAGGAGCCGCUGAGGAAGCUGCUACUGUGGACACCAUCACACAGUCGGAUAACCUGACUGAAGAAAACCAAAAGGAAAGCAAGAGUCAGGGCUGUGUGAAUAGAUUCAUAGAUAUCUCACUUUUCAAACACCGGGGCUUCCUCAUUUAUCUAAUUGGCAACGUGGUAAUGUUUUUUGGCUUCUUCGCACCUGUAGUUUUUCUAGCUCCGUGUGCCAAACACAAAGGGAUUGAUGAAUAUUCAGCAGCUUUCUUGCUUUCUAUUUUUGCUCUGGCAGACAUGUUUAUCAGACCAACAACUGGCUUCAUAGGCAACACCAAGUGGAUAAGGCCACGGAUACAGUACUUUUUCAGUUUUGCAGUUUCAUACAAUGGCGUAUGCCACCUUUUAUUCCCAUUGGCAUCUGAAUAUACGGGCCUGGUUGUUUAUGCUGUUUUCUUUGGUUUUGCGUUUGGGAUGCUUUCUGCGCUUCUCUUUGAAGUUCUCAUGGACCUUGUCGGAGCUCAUCGAUUCUCCAGUGCUGUUGGACUUGUCACCAUUAUCGAGUGUGGACCAGUGCUUCUUGGACCUCCACUUUCAGGAGCUCUGGUUGACAUUUUUGGAGAUUAUAAAUACAUGUACUACGCGUGUGGGGUCUUUAUGCUGGUGCCUGGCAUAUUUUUCUUCAUCAUGCAUUACUUCAACUACAGGAGACUGGACAAGGAGCGGGGGCAGAUAGUGGCUGUGGAUGUGAGGACUUGUGAAGAGGCAGUAGAACUUAAAACAAAUCCGGAUGAUAAAGCAGCACAUGACACAGAUGAAUGAACCUGCUGACUGUGAUUUGAUAUCAGUGGAUGUAGAAAGAUGACACUGCACAGGCUUUAGAGCAGGACAAACAGUCUACAGGGUAUUAUUGAUAAAAAAUGAUUUUGAGGUUGUUGGACUCUUUGUUACAUAUCUGCAGAUUAACAUUUAGUAUUUUCUUGGUUAUUUUAUUUGUAUUUUCUUAUGUUUUUAUUGUUAGAUUAUAUGAAAACUGUAACUCUGAUGGCCUUUGUUAAUAAAUCAUCUAGAAAUGCC